Amphibalanus amphitrite is the source of this 2263-nucleotide messenger RNA. RefSeq names its product putative mediator of RNA polymerase II transcription subunit 26. The transcript is spliced from 5 exons. Bases 8 to 1588 code for a protein of 526 amino acids. The record is from RefSeq and is a predicted model, not a curated record. NCBI's taxonomy places the organism in Eukaryota, Metazoa, Arthropoda, Thecostraca, Balanomorpha, Balanidae.
GGCAGCCAUGUCCCGACCCGGUGUGUUUGGUGCGCGGAGAGCGGAGAGGAUCGAGAGACUACAUAGAGGACUGGAUUGGAGAGUGAGAAGUUUAGUGCGAAAAUACGGAUCGUGUGCACACCUGAUCCCAGACACGCUGCUAUUGGCAACCGACAUGAUUAAAAACCACUCUGCAGCGUGGCAAGGGUAUUGUACUGAGAGUGAGCUGCUGCGGCCCGAGCUGCUGCUGCAGGCUCUCCGCGUGAACGCACCGGAUGAGAUGGACUGGUGGCGGAAUGAGGACCAGGCAGCGAAGAACAGAUGGAUGAGUAACUACCGACCAAUGGGUACCUACCAGGAGACCCGAGAGUAUUUGGAGCGGCAAAUAAACACUAACCUGCAUGAGCUGCUCCAUCGAGGACUGCCAGAGAUGGACGCCGCGUCCGUGGACGCCACGGCCGGCCUCUGGCGCCGCCGGCUGCAGCAGCUGCUGUCCGGUGACCGACUGCGUACUGCUUAUGACGCCGUCACCGGCUGGUGGCCGGACCGAUGGGAGAUGAUGCCCUAUUACCUGGCGGUGGACGAGACCGACUCGGAAGACUCGGAGCAGGAUGACGACGGCGGAGAGACCGGUGGCCAGGAGCGGCGUGACGCAGACGAGGGGCAGACAUCGGAGGGUCUGCCUCGCCUUCUGCGAGAGAAAUGGCAGCAGCUGGAGCGACAGCACCAGCAGCUGUGGCAGGAGCUCGAGCCGCGGGGCUACGGGGAGAGGAGGAGUCUGAACGAGCAACAUGAUGAGGAGUGCCAGCGUCUGGAGCGACAUCAUGAUGAGAUGUGGUGGCAAAUGAAAACGCGGCACCAUGAGGAGCGAAAACGGCUUCAUCAGCUACACGACAGUGCUGUCAGGUGCGUGAAGCUUCAGACUCAGGGACAGUUGCAGCUCCUUGUAGAGAAACGUCAAAGGCAGACUGAGUUGCUGAAUCGGAGGAAACGUAGGCAAUGUGCAGUGCUGGAGCGAAAGAACCAAAGCGAGUGGGACGACCAGCAGCAGGAGUUCCAGAAGCAGUGGAACAAAAUGAAGCAGAGAUACCGACGAGAAACACAAGAGCUGGAGGAGAGAUACCCGAACAUCCGGACAGGGGAGGAGCUGGAUCGGCUGAUGGAGGAGUGCAGCAGGAGGCGUCAGCGGCUGGGGAAGGAGCUGGAGAAGGAGCUAGAAAAUGAGGAGACACUUGCACGAGACCUCAAGAAGCAGGAGGAGCAGCAGCAGCAGCCCGAACAGCAUCAUCAGCAGGAAGAACAGCAGCAAAAGCAUCAGCAUCAACAACAACAGCGGCAGCGGCAGAAGCAGAAGCAACAGCAAAAACAACAACAACAGCAGCAGCAGCGGCAACAACAAGAACGGGGACGGCAGCCAAACCGGCACCUUGAGCACCUCCGGAAUCUCAUAGAGGCGACGCGAAGACACCGCCAGCAGCUCAUCCAGCUCCAGGACCGGCACAACCAGGAACUGGAGGAGCAGAGGAGACGUCAUCGGCAGGAGAGGAAUGAUCUGGAGCGGCGCCUCGGCUGUCGGUGGAACAAGCAGGAGCGGCGCCACGGAAAGUGACCGACGAUAUCAGCGGAGUCGCGGACCAUCCCGAGGAGGCGCCACUAGGGAGAACAAGUCGAGGAACAGAUAUAUGCUUACAGUGUCAGACAAGUUCAGAAUGUGUCGACUGUGCAGAUAUUUGAAAAAGGAAAUGAAAACAUUCACAAAUAAUAUGGUAUGUAUGUAUGUAUGUAUGUAUGUAUGUAUGUAUGUAUGUAUGUAUGUAUUGACACCAAAAGCCUUCCACAUAUGGCGUGGCGAUUGGUAUAUCAUUACCGUUUCACUGAGACCGGGAAGUUACAAAUCGAUAGGUUUUAGACAAAUAGGUAGGUUUUAGGUGAGUUUUGGCAUCAUUAUGUACAAAAUGUGGAUGUUUGAUGUUCAUCACGUGUAAAUAGUUGUAUACCUACCUAUUCGAUGUGUUACAGGGUGGCCUUUGUUGUUAUACAAGUACAAACUGUUGUUCAAGGAUGUUUAUUGAAAUGGGCUUAGUGAGUAAUUACUGUUGUUAAUAGGCUUCAUGUUUUUUAUGAUACAUGUCAUGUGUAAUGUGUUUUCUCGUAAAGGCUGUUAUACAUUAGGAGGCAUGUACGGAACGGUACAUUCAUACACAUCUGUACCGAACCAUUACAUGGUAACAAUUGCGUGUGGUGGCCACUGGAUGUAGUGUAAAUAUAAUACCAGUAUAACGCC